This is a messenger RNA of Rubroshorea leprosula, 934 nucleotides long. Lineage: Eukaryota; Viridiplantae; Streptophyta; Magnoliopsida; Malvales; Dipterocarpaceae. The record is from the annotation of a GenBank genome assembly.
UUCUCAUUAUCCUCAUAUCUUUCCUUCACAUGACCUUCCCUCUCUCUUCUCUUCCUCUUCUUCUUUUAUUUCUCUUUCACGAUAGUAGGGGGAUAUGGAUAAAAAACCACGCAAUUCCCAGGAUGCUGAUUCGAGAAAAGGACCAUGGACCAUGGAAGAAGACUUGAUUCUCAUCAACUACAUCGCAAAUCAUGGCGAAGGUGUUUGGAACUCUCUUGCUAAAGCUGCAGGGCUGAAACGUACUGGGAAGAGUUGCCGUCUCCGUUGGUUGAACUAUUUGCGUCCCGACGUCCGAAGAGGCAACAUCACACAAGAUGAACAGCUCCUGAUCAUGGAACUGCAUGCUAAGUGGGGAAACAGGUGGUCCAAGAUUGCGAAGCAUCUACCAGGGAGGACGGAUAAUGAGAUAAAGAACUACUGGAGGACUAGAAUCCAGAAGCAUACUAAGCAAGCAGAGAAUAAUUAUUCUGCUCCACAAACAAAUCCCGAGGUGCCAGAGCAAGCGAGCACCAACCAGGUCUGUACCGUAAGUGCUGCUGAUCUAAUGGAGACUUGCUUUCCACUGUCAUUCCAGUGCAACAUGAUGGGGACUUUUCCAGAGCAAUUGCCCAUGGAAUCAAAUGAGCAAAGUUAUUGGAGCAUUGAGGAACUCUGGUCCAUGCCAUUGCUUAAUGUCGACUAAAUAUUAUGAGGGUAAUCCCAAUAAAAGAAAAAUCCAAAUUCUGAAUUUGGAUUAAUAUUAUCUAUUGGUUUGUUAAUUGAUAAUUGGGGCUUAAACUUGGAAAAAUUAUUAUAUUAUAUGUUGUAAUGGCAAGAACUUCUCAUUAUUAAUUUGGUUGGUUUGCUAUGGCUUUUGGUUGUGUGUUAAAUUAUCUAUUUAUAGGAGUGUUUGCCUAAGGGAUGUUAAGUCUAAGAAUAAAUAAGAGUGUUUGAA